CGAAAAGUGAACGUUUCACGAGUCAACAGCAACGUCUUUCGAGAAGUUCUAGGCGCUGUUUGCGACAUUUUUCCUUCUUUUAUCCGUCAUCCAAUGUUUUAUGUGAUGAAAUAACACGUUGAUUAACGUUUAUUAGUGUUCAUAGUCGUAAUUAAGUAAUCGCUAGAUUACGAUAUAAGCUAAUAUGGGCGACGAAAGCCAUCCUAAAACUCUCUACGUCGGUAAUUUGGACGCGAGUGUUACAGAAGUAUUCAUAUGUACGUUGUUCGGUCAAAUAGGCGAAGUAAAAGGUUGUAAGAUAAUCCGCGAACCCGGCAACGAUCCGUAUGCUUUCCUCGAGUUUACAAGUCACACGGCGGCAGCUACAGCUCUGGCCGCCAUGAACAAGCGAGUGGUCCUCGACAAGGAAAUGAAGGUUAACUGGGCUACGAGUCCUGGCAAUCAGCCGAAGACUGAUACCAGCAACCAUCAUCACAUAUUUGUAGGAGAUUUAUCACCGGAAAUUGAAACGCACAUAUUGCGAGAUGCAUUUGCUCCGUUUGGUGAAAUCUCGAAUUGUCGGAUAGUCCGCGACCCACAAACGCUCAAAUCUAAAGGGUAUGCUUUCGUUUCGUUUGUUAAGAAGGCUGAUGCAGAGGCCGCUAUUCAAGCAAUGAAUGGGCAAUGGUUAGGUUCCCGGUCCAUACGCACGAACUGGUCGACGCGUAAACCUCCAUCGAAGCCAAAUGAAGGUGCACCGAGCAGCAAGCGAGCAAAACAGCCCACGUUUGAUGAGGUAUAUAAUCAGAGCUCACCCACAAACACAACGGUGUAUUGCGGCGGGUUCACUAGCAAUGUUAUUACUGAAGAUUUGAUGCAGAACACAUUCUCACAGUUUGGCCAGAUACAGGAUGUAAGAGUGUUCAGGGAGAAAGGUUACGCCUUCAUUAGGUUUACUACUAAAGAAGCGGCAGCACAUGCCAUUGAAGCAACACAUAACACAGAAAUUAGUGGACACAUAGUCAAAUGUUUCUGGGGGAAAGAGAACGGAGGAGGUGACAACCAGAGCACGAACAGUGCGACAGCGGCGCCGCCUGCUAUGGGUGCGCAAACGCAGUACCCGUAUCCAUAUCAACAAGGCAUGGGAUACUGGUAUGCUCAGGGCUAUCCGGCAUUACAAGGGUACAUGGCGCCUGGGUACUACCAGCAGUACGCCACGGCCUACAGUAACCCUCAAGCUGCUGCAGCAGCGGGCUACCGCAUGAGCAUGCCGGGCGGCGGCGGCGCGGGCGCCGGCGGCGGCUGGGGCGGGGGCCCGGCCCCGCUGAUGUACGCGUCGCCCAUGCCGUCGGCGCAGUACCCAUCGCACGUCGCGCCUCUGCGAGCGCGCUCUCUUCAGUCGAGGACCAACCGUCGCGAGUUACAGUCGAACGAUCAUAAAUCAGCAGCCAUGGUGUACGAGAGUGACUUCUAUACGACCCGCCGCCCUUACAGGCCCAGCAGCUACAGCACCGUGUCGCGGCAGCCGCUCGGCGACUGGGAGAAGGUGCCGUUCGUGCCGCGGCCGAGUCUCGUGCCUGAUCCAGUCACGGCGUUCGGCCGGCGAUCGCGUCCCGGCGAGCGCCACUCCGUGCUAGAGCCAGUGACUCGGCAGAACAUCGCGCCCAAGCCGGAGUCAAAGCUGAGACCGCUCGCGCCCUACGUGUCGCCGCGCGACCAGACUCGAGCGCGUGUGCUGGCGGCCGUGGGUCACCGCGAGCGUUGCCUGGAGGCUGAACCGCUGGGCACGCCGCGCGACCACAUGGACGUCCUUCUGGCCCAGUCUCACGGCCGGCCGGAGCGUGCAGCGCACCGCCAUGUCUUUUACAGCAACUACGCGUCGUAUUGACGGGCGUAGUGUCUUUGUCGUGUGUCGCUUUCGCUAUAGUAAGCUAGUCGGUCGGGUCGGUGCGAGGGUGGGCGGCGAGGUGUGAUCGGCGGUGGCUAUAGGGCGGGGUUGUUGCAGACGCCGCGUCACUACGUGGUGGUGGACCGCGACCCGGUGCUGCCGCGCCGCGCCGAGGAGCAGUACUCGUACUCGUACCAGAGCACGAGCGAGCGCUCGACCGGCAGCGGCCUGCCGCAGCGCAGCUCGUACAGCAACACGGUGGAGCGGCGCACGGGCAGCGGGCCCGGCGGCUACUCGUACAGCAGCGAGCGCACCAGCAACCUGGGCGGCCCCGGCGGCUACUCGUACUCGUCCACGACGAGCGGCCGCCUGCCCUACGGCACCACCUACCGCCACUACUCGUACCGCGUGUAGCGCCCCGGCUCCCGCCCCGGCCCACCUCGAUAUCCCUCGCUCCCUAACUCCCUGACACCCAGCUUCCCCAACAUGUAACUACCUAAUCAGUAUUCGCUGUAACGUAAUGUGAUCACUCUACUUUAUUUGUUCACAAGUGGAAGUUGAUCGUACUAGAGCUUUUUAAAUGUAAUUAUAAAUUAUUUAUUUAAAAUGUGAUUUAGACGACUGAAUUUUUAAUAAAGCUUGCGUUUUCUAAUA
Spodoptera exigua (beet armyworm) is the source of this 2521-nucleotide messenger RNA. Lineage: Eukaryota; Metazoa; Arthropoda; Insecta; Lepidoptera; Noctuidae. The record is from the annotation of a GenBank genome assembly.